Molecule: messenger RNA, 4266 nt
Organism: Dinoponera quadriceps
Lineage: Eukaryota; Metazoa; Arthropoda; Insecta; Hymenoptera; Formicidae
Gene: Mtch
Product: mitochondrial carrier homolog 2
Exons: 9
Coding region: 335-1267 (310 amino acids)
Source: RefSeq, a predicted model, not a curated record
UACCACCAACACGGUGUAUUUGUUCUCGCGUGUACCACCUGGUCUAACUUGGUCGUCGUCCGGAGGACGGAGCUCCAUUGAGGUGCGAGGCAGCCUUCGAGAGCACUCGACGAUUUGGUGUGCGGUGUCCUGCUAAGAAGGGACAUCGGCGACGUUCACCGCACAGUUGGAAGUAAAUAAGAAUAUCUCACCACGGCGACACCAAACCUCGCUACUCCCGAUCGCCGUCGACGGCCAGUCGCCGUUGGUUCGAAAAAAGGCACGAAAAUUCCGCGAAAAAUAGAUAUUGGGAUUAAUUGCGAGUGCCCGAAGAAGAAAAUAUAGGUUAUCAAACAUGUCCAAUAAAGACCCAGAGGUUCUAUGGUCGGAUAUAGCCAGCCGAAUUUUGAUAAAUGUGGUCUCUCAUCCUAUGGAAUAUGCCAAAGUUCUGAUACAGAUUGGACAUGAGCCAAUUCCACCUAAGCCAACUGUAACUUUAUUUGGAAGGCCAGCAUUAAAAUUACCCAAUAUUUUUGCAUAUGUUAAACACAUAAAAAGAGUGGAUGGUUUAACGGGUUGCUAUAGAGGCUUGGUGCCAAAACUGUGCUCCUACACAGUCAGCACAAUAGCAUCUCAAAAAACUGCGGAGUACCUGCAGUUGGACGUGGUGCAAAUCGAGGAAGAGGACGAAGAGGAUGAAAGCGUGAGACGUAGGAAAUGUUUACACGAGUUUACAAGGGACACAAUUAGUAGAAUAGUUGCGAUCGUAAUUAGUCAUCCUCUGGAAGUCAUUUCGUUAAGGAUGAUGGCGCAGUUUGUAGGUGGAGAAGUAAAAUAUAACGGUAUAUUCAGCUCGUUUGUGGAGAUCUACAGGGAGAACGGUUUCCUAGGAUACUAUGCAGGAUUGGUACCGCGUCUGAUAGCAAAUGUCUCCGUUUUGAUACUAGCUAGUGCCUCCACAUACGUCCUGAACAAUUACGUUGUUCACGAGCAAGCGAUGAAAGCGUACACCGCAUCGACUAUGAAAUUUCUAGCUACAACCGUCACGUAUCCGUUUCUGGUGGUGUCGCACUGCAUGGCAGUGAAUGACUGCGGAUUGGUAGCUGGUAUCCCGCCGCAGAUGCCGAUUUACAAGAACUGGCUGGAUUGCUGGUCUCAUCUGUCGGCUAACAACCAAUUGAAGAGAGGCAGCAGCCUGUUAUGGCGUUACUAUACUGGGCCGCAAGUGCUGGUGAACGGCAAGCUAGUACCGAUUAUGACUGAUGCUUUUUACAAAUCGGUACAAUAAUGAAUGUCGCAUUAACUGGACGGAAAGCUGUUACCAAACCGCAUACCGAUCGAUAGAUAGAAGAUAUAUAGCGACGUUAUGUUAUUCAUCAUAAAGGCAGUUACAUAUUACUACUUUUACAUCACUAGAACCGAUACGACGGGUUAAAUUUCUUUUUCAAAGGAAACAGCUUCUCUGUGAAAAAGGAAAGCUGAUAUAAUUCUAAGAAAUUAGACGAUGACGAAUUGAAUAUGGAAUAUAAACAUAUUUAACUAGCUGUUAAAUAUGCGUAUUUAUCCAUAUUGUUUCCGUCUUUCCGUUUAUAAAACAUGACGAAUCGUGAGAAAUAAUUUCUGAAAACACGAUGUAAAAAAAGCAACAUAUACAAAAUGUACUAAUUUGAAGUCAUAUCUGCCAAGUAUGUUCGUAUCGUUAUCGCAUUCAAGGGCGUAUUAAUUUUCGCUGAAAUUAUGGCAAAACUUCGAAUUGUACUAGUUAGUUUAGGCAACAGUAAUGAACAAGCAACAGACCAACAAAUUCCCACAAGUUGAAGCAGAUUCAAAUUUUAUUUUAUUUUAUAUUUGAUCAUGUAAAGCAGACUCGAAUUUUAUUUUAUUUUAUUUUUGAUUAUGUAAAAAAAAGUGCAGUGUAUCUUUCUGGUUACGUACGUACGAUCUUCUAUCGAGUCGAUUCUGCAUUUGUAAUAUUUUUCAAAUGUAUCAAAUACAAAUGUUACAUAAAAAAGUGCACUCUGUACGCCAACGUUUGUUAAGAAUAGUAUUAACGUAUCGUAACGAUUUCACGUUGUGUUUGUACAGCGUACAAUAUAGUUGUACAGUAUAUAUCCAUUAAGAAGGAUAACAGAAAAAUUCGAUGGCAACGAAUUUUCACAUAAUGUCGCGCGAGAAUUCCCCAUGCAUUAAAUAUGCUCGGAUUGCGUUAUUCUAGACGGAAUAACGAGUAAUUAUUCGUGAUCCGAUAUUUUCGAUAGAAGUGUAAGAAACAUGUACUACGCUUUCGUCACGAAAGAAAAUUGAAUGGAAAAUUAUACUUGUGGCGAACUAAUGGCACCUUAAGUCAUUAUCGAGGCGACAUCGCUAUUAUCCGUAAGAAAAAAAAGAAGCAUUAUGAAUAGAAGUACAUUCAGAAGCAUGAUGAGUUUCGAUUUUAUUUUUCGCACGUAUAUCACGAAGUGAAGUGGCAAUUGCUCUUCAUCAUCCCGAGAUAUAAAUGUCUCUACCUGUGCAAAUUCGCUAAAAAACUAAUCGAUCCCUGCGAUAGUACUACCCAGUAUUACUUCUCGAGUCGCGUUGUAAUGAGAAAACGAACCGAUCAAGAUUGCUCGAGAUAAUCGCGAUUGAGGCAGCAAGACAGAUAAAAAAGAUAAGUGCGUUGCAUUUUCUGAAACGUGCUUUUGUGACGGAUACGAGUGUAUAUUUUCAUUAUUUCAUUUCACUAUUAUAUAUUUAGUUAUUUAGUUAGUUAGUUAUUUAGUUAUUUUAUAUAUAUAUAUAGAACAAUUAUUCAUAUUCGUCUGGAAUUUGUACUUCUCUCAAGUAUUAUUUCAUAUUAGGAGAAGAAUGAAUACUUAGGAAAAGCUUUCAAUAGAAAGAAAGCGUCUUUCUUACGAUGAAAUCUUUAUCUACUCACUGCCUUGAAUUGUAACUGUAUUAUCAUAUAACUGUUAAAAUCAAUGAAAUCAAUAGAGCAACAUUGAAUUCCCCAAACGUAAAUUUGUAUAAUCCGCCUAUUAAUCUUAUACCUACCUAAGAUUAACAGGCAUCAUUACUCAACGGUUUUAUAGCGAUCAUCGACUUUAUUUUCAAUCACAAUAGCUUCGAGCUAUCCAGCAUCGGGUUUCGGAUCGCCGAGAUAUAACCGAGAUAAAUAUUAGGGAUAUAAGUGAAAAACUGGAGCAAAUGCUGCAUGAUUGCGCAAUAAAAAAAGUAAUGCUGGAAGAGAAGAAGCGGGAUGUGUUUUCGCUAUGUUGACAAUUAAGACUUUAUUGUUUCGACAAUUAAUUGGCUUACAAGUGCGUCCCGUGUCGGUAAUCGGUAGGAUUUUUAAUUGAGUAUUGCAUUCGCGUCAGCUUUCACAAACGUCUUCCUAUAUAUUUAUAUAUAUAUAUUUAUAUACUGUGCCCUACAGAAGGAGAGCAGCGGGUGGAAGGUAACACGGAAGAGAGCCUAAAGCUACGUCUCCCCCGGCCACUAACAACGUACACACGUAUAAAAAAAAUAUCGACUCGCGCUACGAUCUUAAGAGUGUUUGUACAGACACACACACAUUUAUCCUUCCUCCUCAGGCAUUUAAGUUUGAACUAUUAUUAUUAUUAUUAUUAUAGCUCGUCUGCACGAAAGUGGCUGGUUGAAUGUGAAUAAUGAACAGAGGGGUUGUGUGUGUACAGCGCGUCCCACGACCGGUCGUCUAUGCUCUUUCAGCGACAACAGAGGCGAAAUUUUAUUUGGGUGAUCGACAGCGAUUUACUUUCGUCAUUGAACAUUCUCGGGCGUUAGAUAUCCGAAAAACCGCCUAAUCUAGUCUCCGUUGAAGCUUCCUUUUGAGAAAGAACGAGAAUCGUAUUCUCAUCGUUGGAAUCGAGAUUGUUUCAUAUUAUUCUUUUCCUGUUUCAUAUUAUUCUUUUCAGAAAGAAAAUCAAAGUCGAGCGCAUCUUGAAAGUUCUCUCAUCGGCUAAAUGAAUUGCUUCUUUUUUUUCUUUUCAAUCAAACUAAUGGCAAAGAAAAGUUCAACUUUUGCGCGAUCUAUCAUCGAAGGACGAAUAUCAGUCUUGGGACGCACUGUAUCUCUAUAAUCGAUCGCUUGCUCAAUUAUUUCUAGUCGGAUCUACUGAAGCGGGGACUNCUCUCUCUCUCUCUCUCUCUCUCUCUCUCUCUCUCUCUCUCUCUCUCUCUCUCUCUCUCUCUCUCUGCCCGAAAAUAUUCCUACACUUUAACAAAGUAACGAUGUUUUCGCACUCUCGACCUAGCAAUAAAGUAAUCAUUGUACUUUUCUCUCACGUA